Pieris macdunnoughi is the source of this 666-nucleotide messenger RNA. NCBI's taxonomy places the organism in Eukaryota, Metazoa, Arthropoda, Insecta, Lepidoptera, Pieridae. The record is from the annotation of a GenBank genome assembly.
AUGUCUUCAGUAUUUUGUGGAACUAAAAAGCAGAAAUUAAACAAUUCUUAUAGUAAUCAUGAUGACCGACCUUUGAAUGGUUACAACGAAUCAGUGGCUAUUCCUGAUAUGUGUUACUUUUGUUUCGAUGUUUUGUAUAGUCAGCUGCAUAGCAUGGACCCACCGCAAACACCUGAUUUUACGAAUGAGGCAUUUCCCCUUUUUGUAACUUGGAAGAUUGGUAAAGAGCAUCGACUUAGAGGGUGCAUAGGCACAUUCAAUGCCAUGCAUUUACAUUCAGGCCUUCGGGAAUACGCAAUAACAAGUGCCUUUAAAGACUCCCGUUUCUCCCCAAUUACGCGGGAUGAAGUCCCCCGGUUGACGGUUUCCGUGUCUAUCCUGCAGCAUUUCGAGGAAGCCGAGCAUUAUCUAGACUGGAAGCUGGGCAAGCAUGGGAUUCGCAUCGAGUUCGUUAACGAACGUGGCUCGAAGCGCACUGCAACCUACUUACCUCAAGUUGCUACUGAACAAGGCUGGGACCAAAUACAAACAAUUGAUUCUCUCCUCCGAAAGGGGGGCUACAAAGCAGCCAUUACAGCUGACAUGCGACGGAGUAUUAAGCUGACUAGAUAUCAGUCGGAGGAAAUCUCCGCUUCCUACAAUGAUUAUAUCAACCAGCGUUGCUAG